UCAUCACCAAUAGUUAUUAUGGAUAAUCAAGACGAAGCAAGUGUUGCUUCAAGUUCUGCUAAUAUAAAUGAAUUGUCAACUAAUUUAACAGUUGAUGAUACUCAAUUAGUUGUUAACAAUGAAGAAACUGUAAAAAAUACAAAUGAGACUUCCAGUGAUACAAUUAGUAAUGUUAAAUUAGGGACCAAUGAAAAUGAAUUAAUUAGCGUAAAUGAAACUACUUCUGAAACAUCUGCUUUGGAUGAUAUUGCCUGUGAAAAAUCAAAGUCGUCUCAAGAUACUGACUCUUCGGCAAAAGAAUCAACGGGCGAUAAAACAUCGAGAAAAACAGUUGAUAAAGCAGCUGACGAUGCAACUGAACCAAUAAAUAUUUCUAGUGAAGCAGUUAAAAUGGUUGAAUCUAAAGCGACUGGUGAAGCAGAAGUUAUCCCGGAAGAAAAUCAAGCUAAAGAUACUCUAUCAAUGUCUGUUGACGAAAAGGGACCAUCAGAAAUUGAACAAAUAUCUGUUGAUUCCCCUAAAGAAAUGACCGAUUCAAUGGAUGUAGCUACGACUGAAGAAAAAGAUAAAGAUUCGAAUUCAGACAAUAAGUCAGUAUCAAUGGAAACUGAAAUGGAAAUACAAAGUAAAGAUGACUCCUCGAGUAAGCCAGACCAAACAGAAAAUACCGAAUUCGUACAAGUUGUUCAAGAUAAUAAACAGGAUGAGGCUCAGAUUGAGAGUCACUCUAUGGAUGCCGAAGAUCCAUUUGGCGGUGAUACUUUAGCCUCUGAGCCAGAAGAAGGAUUAGAUACUGCUGAUCUAGAAGAACGGAAUAUUAAUUUCAAAAAACUUGGAGAUCGAGCUGACAAUCUUCAGGACGUAUUGAACGCUAAAGACUCUGCUGAACAUGUUGAUGACAAUUUGUCGCCACUACCUGGCAAUGAAUCCGACAAACCUACAUCACCUAAGGAGCGUAGCGACUCUGAAGACAAAGUAAUUGAAGAAAUUACUAUUGAAUUGACAGAUGACAAGGACGACGAUCAUGUAAGUAAGGGUGAUAAGUCUGAUGAUGUCAGUGAGCAGGAGAAAAAUAAAAAUGAUGAUAAAACUUCUGGAGAUAAUCAAUCACCUGUAUUACCUGGCCAAGAUGAUGAGUUAUGUAUUGUUCCGGAUAAUACCAAAAUUGUACCACAGUCAGAAAACAAAACAACGGAUAAAAAAAUAGACGAUGGCAAAAAUAAUGAGUCAAAUGAAAAAUCUAAAUCAAAAUCUCCAGAUCAAGUCAAUAUUGCGGAUAAAGUACAAGUUAACCCAGAAGUAAAUGACGGUCCAGCAACUACUCCAACGAUUACGGUAACAUCAGCAGCAUCUCUGUCGGCUAUUGAUUCUAAUGCAAAAGAAAGCGAUAAAGACAAAGAUAAUAAAAAUAAGGAUAAAGAUAGUGAGAAAGAGAAGAAUAAAGACUUAAAAAAAAUGACGGUAGCUAAAAUAGCUACAGGUCUAAAAGUAGUAGACAACAUAAUUGACGUAGAAGCUGAAUCUAAAAUUUCCGAAGUUCAAGAAGUAAGUAGAGUUCAAUUUUGUAAACAAUGUAAAAGUGAAAAAAUAUGCAAUAUUGAAUUGAAAAUAGGCAGUGAAAUACAUAAAUUUUGUUCAAAUAUAUGCCAAUCGGCGUAUGCCACUAAAAAUAAUGUAGCUACAGAUAUACCAAGUGAUGGAGCUAAUUCAAAAUAUGAAAAACGUUGUGCCAAUUGUUUAUUAAUCGUUGAAACAAAUGACGAACGAAACUUAUCCUGGGAAACCAUGGAGUUUUGUAAUGAAGAAUGUUUGGGUAAAUUUCAAACUAAAUACGGUAGUUACUGUCGAAAUUGUAAUGGAAAUGUCGCAGCGAUGAGCUUAGGUAAAUAUUGUGUACGCUUUGGUUAUGAUGUACGUCAAUUUUGUUGCUCAACAUGCUUGGAAGAAUUUAAAAAAGGCUUAAAGGUAUGCAGUUACUGUCAAAAAGAUAUAAGCUCUGGUUCUGAUGGAUUUUUAGCUCCAGUUGGCGAUAAAGGACAAUUUAAAGAUUUUUGUACACAAUUUUGCAUGGAAAAAUAUUCUAAAAUGAAUUCAACAGAACCACCAGCACCUGAAAAAAAAUCCUGCAGUGUUUGUCAGGAAGAAAAAAUAGUUUUUUGUGAAGUACAAGUUAAUCAUCUGGCACCUGUAGCAAUAUGCAGUGAGCCAUGUUUUGCGGCAUUUAAGUUUGUCAAUAAAGUUGAUCCAGAUCAAUGUUCAACAUGUAAAAAAUAUUUUGAUCAAGGUAAAAAGAAAAAUACCGUUGUGUUUUAUCAAAAUGAAGCUCAUACAUUUUGUAGUAAAACUUGUCUUAAUAUUUUUAUUAUAACACACCGUAAAAUAGUACCAUGUAAUUGGUGUAAAGUUAAAAAAUAUAAUUUUGAUAUGAUAAAAAAAGAAUUGAAAAAUGGAUCUGUUAUCACAAUGUGUAGUUUAAAUUGUUUGACACUUUAUCAAGUAUCUAUGAAUGCAGUAUCAUCACGACGUAUUAAUUGUGAUUUUUGUAAAGAAUUUUCUCAAGCUCAAUAUCAUUUGACGAUGUCCGACGCGACAAUACGUAACUUUUGUUGUUAUGAUUGUGUUAUGAAAUUUCAAGGACAAUACACUAAAUCACCAAUAACAAUCCCAGGUGGUGAUGAUCCUAAAACACCAGCAACAGCAACAAUACCAGUACCAACAGGUACACCUAAACGAACAUAUCCAGCAAAGUAUCAAAUGCAAAUGCAAACAGCUGCUAAAAAACCAACUGAAUUGGUAACUCUACCAAGCAUAACGAUUGCUGGUCAAAAAUCAAUGCCUGUGAUAUCAUCAGUUAAGAGUUUAGCGUCUAAUGGGCAAACUGUUACGAUACCGCAAAAAAAUGCUACGACAAUAACUGUUGGGGCUAAUAAUCUUACUAAUUUGAAUGCCAAUACAGCUCAAAUUAUUUAUAAACAACAAGUAAUAACACGACCACCAAGUCCAGUUAAAGUUCAUAACAAAAUGACUCAGUGUAAACCAUUGAUGCAUACAAAAGGUGUCUCAGUUAAACCUCAUCCUUGUAAUAAAUCUACUCAAACUGAUGAAAUUCCCAAGAUUAUGGUACCUAUUCCAGUCCCUAUUUAUGUUCCAUUUCCUGUACACAUGUGGAGUUUUCCGUUUCCAGUACCAGUACCGUUUCCAUUGCCAAUACCCGUACCUAUUUUUAUUCCUACCACUCGUAAUACUACUAAGGGUAUUAUUAAAGAAUUUAAGAGAAUACAAGACAAAACGCCAACUGAUCCAUUUGAAGCAGAAUUGCUGUUGAUGGCAGAAAUGGUUGCUACUGAAAAAAAAACUACAGAAAGUGAUUCAUCAGAUUCAGCAGAUGAAAGUAAUCUUGAAAAUACUGAAUCAAGUAAUACUUUGGGUGAUGAAAUACUGCAAGAAGCAUUAAAAAUGACUACCGGCGAACUUGAAGAUGCUGCUGUGGAUUUAGAAGCUGCUCUGACACCUAAUACCAUUACAGCGUCGCAAAAUUCUACAAAAUCAACGGAAGGUAAUGUUGGUGGUGAUUCUACAGAUAAUGCUGAAUCAACGGCCAUUGCUAAGGGACGAAAACGUGUUAUUUCUCAUAACAAAACACGUGCUGGUUCUGUUAAAAAGGGGCGUAGAUCGAGUAGCACUGCUAGUAAUAAUUCAAAUGAUGCUGCUACUGCUGCUGCUGCUGCUGCUGCUUCACCAGAAGAAUCUACUACAAGUAUAACAAGUACAACAACAACCACCACAACAGAAACAGCAACAACAACUACAGAAACAGGAACAACAAUAACAACAACCGCUUCGGAAACAACGCUAGCUACUAUUACUGAACCUGUUAAAAAACCAGACGCUAAUAUGGCACUCAAGUAUACGUUUGGUGUUAAUGCAUGGAGAAAGUGGGUUGUUGCUAAAAAUAAUGAAUUAGAAAAACAAGUAACACCCAUGAAAAAAUUUAAAUUAUUUAAAACAGAUUUAUUGCAAUUGACUGCUGAUGAACUUAAUUAUUCACUUUGUCAUUUUGUUAAAGAAGUUAGAAAACCUAAUGGAUCUGAAUAUGCACCCGACACGAUUUAUUAUCUAUGUUUAGGAAUACAGCAAUAUCUUUUUGAAAAUAAUAGGAUAGAUAAUAUUUUUACUGACACAUUUUAUGAACAAUUUACAGAUUGUUUAAAUGACGUAGCUAAGAAAUUUUCUGUUUUAUAUAAGAACGCCCAAUAUAUCGUGACACGUGUUGAAGAAGAGCAUUUGUGGGAAUGCAAACAACUUGGAGCACAUUCUCCCCAUGUACUAUUAAAUACUUUAAUGUUUUUUAAUACGAAGCAUUUCAAUUUAACGUCGGUAGAUGAGCAUAUGCAACUAUCAUUUUCUCAUAUUAUGAAACACUGGAAACGAAAUCCAGCUGCACUAAAUGCUGGAACUGCUAAUAAAACUCCUGGCGCACGGAAUGUACUUUUACGAUUUUAUCCACCACAGUCAGCCUUAGAAGCCAAUUCGAAAAAGAAAAAAGUGUAUGAACAACAAGAAAACGAAGAAAAUCCAUUGCGCUGUCCAGUAAAACUUUAUGAGUUUUAUAUUUCCAAGUGUCCUGAAAGUGUUAAAACUCGGAAUGAUGUAUUUUAUCUCCUGCCAGAACGAAGUUGUGUUCCAGACAGUCCUGUUUGGUAUUCAACGUCACCACUUGCAAAAGAAUAUCUUGAAAAAAUGUUGAAUCGUGUUAAAAUGGUUAAAGAAAUUAACAUCGCUCUACUGUCCACAUAA
Messenger RNA from Cotesia congregata, 4797 nucleotides. The record is from the annotation of a GenBank genome assembly. Lineage: Eukaryota; Metazoa; Arthropoda; Insecta; Hymenoptera; Braconidae.